Molecule: messenger RNA, 3504 nt
Organism: Cyclopterus lumpus (lumpfish)
Lineage: Eukaryota; Metazoa; Chordata; Actinopteri; Perciformes; Cyclopteridae
Gene: ripk1l
Product: receptor (TNFRSF)-interacting serine-threonine kinase 1, like
Exons: 10
Coding region: 512-2536 (674 amino acids)
Biological process (GO): signal transduction; protein phosphorylation
Molecular function (GO): JUN kinase kinase kinase activity; protein binding; ATP binding
Source: RefSeq, a predicted model, not a curated record
CUGUAUAAUAUUUAUCCACAAUGGGACAAACAUAUUCCAAUGUCAUCCAUUUAGAUCAGUAUAGUGUUUUAUUUUCCAAAUUGUCUUGUGAGAAAUGCAUUAAAUGUGUGUUAAUCAUUUCGUUAAUAAUUUAUAAAUAAUAUUAAAAUGUCAGGAGGGGUGCAUCAGGGUCCUAUAUGCGUAUAUGUGCUAAGGGUUUAACCGGAAAGACGGCAGUCGCUUUAUUUUGUCCUGAGUCUGGAGCCACUUUCUCAGCCGGGUUUCGGUUUCGGCGUCAUUGCUCUCUCGUCUCACUUCUCGAAAACUUCCUGGAUUACUCGACACGCACUCAGGCGCCUCCGCACGAAACAGCCUCGCCGUUAGUCUCGUCCGCAUCUUGGCGUCGGCUGAACCAAUGACGUGGUUUUAGACACAGUUUUGCUGAGCUGUUCUCUGUGUGUGUGUGUGUGUGUGUGUGUGUGUGUGUGUGUGUUUGUCGAUCAGCUGCUUUCCUGUAACUUUCUAACCAGGGAUGGCCACCGCGCCACAGGCGUCACUUCAUAUGAGGUCGGCAGAUCUCAUUAAAAAAGAGGCUCUGGACUACGGCGGCUUUGGAGAAGUGUACCUGUGCUACCAUGCCACCCUCGGCCAGGUGGUGUUGAAGACUAUGUAUACAGGACCGAUUAGCACCGUGAAGAGUCAACGGUCACUGCUGGAUGAGGGGAACAUCAUGGCGAGCCUGAACCAUGAGCGGGUGGUGAAGUUGCUGGGUGUGAUCAUGGAAGAUCGAGACUGCUCGCUGGUUAUGGAGCUCAUCCCCAGGGGCAACCUGUCGGUCAUGCUAGAAACGGUCCCUGUGCCGGUAUCCAUCAAGGGCAGAAUCAUCUUAGAGAUUUUGGAAGGGAUGGUGUACCUCACGGAGAAACAGGUCAUACACAAGGACAUCAAGCCAGGGAACAUUUUAGUGGACAAGGAUUUUCACAUCAAGAUCGCAGACCUCGGCCUGGCCACCUGCAUGACAUGGAGCAAGCUCACGAGGGAGGAGUCUCGCAGGAGGAGUCGCAUGGGGCGAUCAGCAGAGGUGAGAGGUGCCGGCACGCUGAGCUACAUGGCCCCUGAGCACCUGGAGAGCGUACAUACACCCUCCACGGAGAAGUCUGACGUCUACAGCUUUGCAAUCGUGGUUUGGGUCGUCCUCGCAGGGAAAGAGCCGUAUGCAAACGCGAGGAGUGAAGAGCAAAUCAGCCAGUGUGUCCGUAACGGGGACCGACCGGUGCAAAACCUUAUUCCAGACGACACGCCCAUCGAGAUGGUUCAGCUCAUGAGGAAGUGCUGGGAUCACAGCCCGCUGCAACGACCAACGUUUCAAGAGGGCUACGACUUCUUCCUUCCUUUCUACACAGAAAAGCUUGAACCACGCGUGGAGGAAGAUUUACUUGAUUUGAGGGAAUUAUAUGAAGGCCCAGAAGAACUUGUUGAGAAGAUGAAAUCUUUAUCAAUGGAUUUUUUAUCGGCAGAUUCCCCGGCUCCUUUGGUGAGUUCAGACAGAAGUGUACCCGGGCCAGUCGAAGCCAGUAUCGAUGACAUGCACGACAUCCAAUAUGAGCCCUCCGUGGGGUCCGUUCAGGCGGAUGCAAAGGCGACCCCUUCGGCUCUGGAGGAGAAACUGGGUCGGGAGCUUCAGUACCACAAACACGGUAGCUACUACUGUGAGAACCAGCUGGACGCCGACAACGCCCUCCGUCACAGCAACUCAAAUCCUUUCCUGCAAAACCACGUCAGCCCUUCAGAUCACGCCAUCAGGCAACCGGAACCGGACAGACCCUCCUUCGCAUCCUCGGUCCACUCCUGGACGAAAGCUGAGCCGGUGCAGCCCACCAGCCAGGAAAAGGGUUAUCGCCCCACCGGGGGUCUCUAUGAGUCCAUGAACUCCGCCAUGCCGACUCCAUCCCACUUGCCAAUGUCGGCCAGCAAUCCUUCUCUAUCGCUGCUUAACCAGCAACAUCCACUUUCCCACUAUGACCGCCAGCAAUCCUGGCCAGUUUACCCAGUGUCCGAUACGUCUGUUCCUGGGCUUCUCCUGACCCCUUGCACACAACAACAACAACAAGAUCCAGCGUCAUAUAUCAUAAAGAAUGCCAGCGGCAUCCAGAUUGGGAGCAACAACACGAUGAAUAUCAGAGGUUACGAGUCCACCGGUAGUUUAAUGUCUCUGCCGGGUAGCGCCUCAGCUGCCUCUCUCAUCAAAGAAGGCCUUCUGAAAUAUGAGGACCACGCUGUGAACGAGGAGCACCUGGAUCUGCUGAGGGACAACAUCGGGGCCACGUGGAAGCGGUGUGCGCGGCAACUGGGUCUGACCGGUGUGGAAAUAGAGACCAUUGAGCACGACUGUGACCGGGACGGCCUGUCGGAAAAGGUGCACCAGAUGCUGGAACAUUGGAAAAUGAAGGAGGGAAGGAUCGGCUGCACAGUUGGGAAGCUCUGUCGCGCUGUGGAGGGCAACAUAAAGGUAGACGUCAUCCAGAAAAUCUUGGACACCUGCGGUUCUUCCUCCUAGGUCGGAUAAACGUUCAACCUCGUGCCCUCUUAAGACUUUCUACCGAUGAUGGUUACAUUUUCCGGAACGGUUGUCAACGCAGCUUCAUCUUUCCAGAAAGAAAUCUCUUAAUUACGCAUUAUAAUGACCGCAGAGAUCGCUGUCAACUGUUUUCACUUUCUGGGACGUGACAUUUAGUGUGAUGGUUUGAAAGCUCUGAGCGCGUUCUCAAAUGACUUUCUACCAAACGCACCUUCAUGGUGGAGACAAACAUGCUCACGGUUCAGCUUUUUCUUAUCGUGGGAUUUUAAAAAUCGUUGUUUGUUUUGUAAAGUUUUUGUAAAUUAAGUAAUUAUUGCCACGCCUUUUUCUUAUUCACGUGGCAGAUGAAAUGUUGUAGUCGGCAGGUCAAUGCAAGAAAUAAUACCAACGUCAUACUUUCUAUAGAAUCAUUGGCAAGUAUGUUCUUCAUAAAUUGUUGCCUGAAAGAUUGCGUUGUGGAGAAGCCUCUGCGAUCGCUUACCGAAGCUCUAAAUGAAGAAUGGACUCAUCAAAUGGUGCGCGGUAAACUUUUAUUCCAGCUCAACACAAACAUAAAGACUCACAAAAUCACAGAACGGGUAAGAAGAUGGAAACACAAGGAGUCAUUUAUGGCAUUAAUACAUGCGUAUUAUUGUUUACAUCCAGUAGGGGUCAGUAGACAAUCUAUUCGUGAGUCAAUUGAAGUCUGUCUUCUUUAAUCUGGGACCUGCUUUAGAUGAUGUGCUCCCAUUUCCCCCAAAUUACAGUAAAAGUGCGUGGAUUACUAAUGAGCUAUUUGCAUGAGUUUCCAGUGUGUGUGGAUUUACUGUAAUGAUGUCAUAUUGUCUAUAAACUGUUGCUGUGCUGCACUUCUACUGUAUCACACAUGUUGGAUUACAGGAUACUUCUGAUUGUCUCUGAGAUGUGUCCAUGUCUUGUUCUGUGUCAUUACAAGGUGUCUUUGUGUA